AUGCUUCUCCGGGCGGCCGCCGCCGCCGCCGCCGUCGCCCACCGCCUCCUCGUCAUCCACCCCGUCCGCCGCAUAGCCUCUUUGAAGGUCCCGUGGCGCCGCGACGAAGCCCUCGACGCCUCAAUCAACCGGGACCGGCGCUUCCGCCUAGCGUCCCGCCUCAUCCGCGAGGUGCUCCUCUCCCCCGGCCGCCGCCUCCUCCUCCGGUACCUCGCCAAGCGCCGGGAGCGCAUCCGCCUCCCGGUGCACGUGCAGACCUUCCUCCGCCGGUACCCCACCCUCCUCUCCGUCUCCGCUCCCCCCGACCCCGUCGCCUCCCCGUCCCCGCAUCUCCUCUCCUACCUCGACUCCGCCGCCCGUCUCCAGGCCACGCACUCCCCGCUCCUCGCCUCCAGGCUCGCCAAGCUCCUCAUGAUCUCCUCCACGCGCGCCCUCCCGGUCGCCAAGAUUGCCGCCGCCAAGCGCGACUUCGGCCUCCCGGACGACUUCUUGGUCUCCUUGGUCCCGAGGUACCCCGAUCUCUUCCGCCUCGUGGGUGACCCUGGGCCCGACGCCUCCGGCAAUGCGUUCCUGGAGCUUGCUUCCUGGGACGACCGGCUCGCGAAAUCAGUGAUUGAAUCGAGGGCCGACAGGGAGGCCGAUGUUGUCGGCAUUCGGCCGAGACCCAAUUUUACAGUCAAGUUACCCAAGGGCUUCUACCUCAAGAAGGAGAUGCGGGAUUGGGUGAGGGAUUGGCUCGAGUUGCCGUAUGUGUCACCGUAUGCUGACACGUUCGGGCUUAACCCGGCAUCACCGGAGGCAGAGAAGAGGUUGAUUGGUGUUUUGCAUGAGGUGUUGUCACUGUCGGUAGAGAGGAGGAUGGCAGUGCCGAUUAUCGGGAAGUUUUGUGAGGAGUUUAAGCUCUCAAAUGCGUUCUCUAAUGCCUUCACGAGACACCCAGGCAUAUUCUACGUGUCGUUGAAGGGUGGCAUCAAGACGGUUGUAUUGAGGGAGGCGUAUGAUGAAAACGGGGUCCUUGUGGAUAGGGAUCCUAUGAUCGAGCUGAAGGAGAGGUUCAUGGCAAUCAUGGAUGAAGGGCAUAGGAAGUAUUUGGAGGAUUUGAGGAGGAAGAAUGAGAAGCUGCAGAAAGAGAGGGAAAGUGCAACUCGCAAGGGCACCAAUGUUGCCAAAAAUAUCGAGGAGGAAAGUAUGGAGGAAUCAGAGGAGGACGAGGAUAGAGAAUAUGAUUUUGCACAAGUAGACUCAGAAGGAAGAGAGCUACUAUGAGUGGCCGUUGUGAUUCUCAUUAUGCUUCUAAUGGUAGUGUGACCUGCAAAAUAGUGGCCAAGGAUCGGACGAGUUGUCAUAUCCUAAUGUGAUCAUUUGUCAGCUAGUAAAGAAGACGCCUUAUUUGGCAGCUAAUAAAUAAUAUGAUGGGUUAAUCUUAGACCCUUUUGUUUCUCCAAAUGAGGCUGGAAUAUAGUUUCAUGAUGAUCGGAAUUUUCUUACGAGUCCUGUGCUCUACUCAUCUGGUGGAUUUUGGAGCACAGUGAUGUCUUCUCUUUGGAACUGCGCAGAUUCAGGGUGAGAAGUUGGAUUCUAUUCACUUGAAGGCCCUCCCAGUUUGGCCUUUUAUCAGUGAACAUGGAUGAAAAGGUGAUGUCCUCGCACGUUCUAAAGGUUAACUGAAAUGAAGCUGAUAAAAAGAAAUAUGGAGGUCUUAGAAUGAUGAACCUGGAGCAUGAUGAGCACCAUCAAGUGUAAUAGGCUGCCGACGAUGGUGGCCAUGGUGCCAAGGAGCAGGAGCAGCGACAACAAAGAAGCAAUACAUGAUCGAUGAGAGGACGAGAUCGGGUUAGAUACUGCCGAGCAGGUGAUGGAGUUGCCGUUGGGGGAUCUCAAAUGGGGGCAAUGAUACGAAGAGUAAGAGCGCCUAGCGCGUUGCAGGUUGGUGAUCUUGACACAGCUUGAUUCUCAAACAGCCUAGGUCAAGGCGGAAAUUGAGCUUACAAGCUAAUCACAUAGAUCAACAAGGCUGAUUUCUUCAAAUUUGUCGAGCCAAACUCGAGGAUUAUCUAGAGCUAGUGAGCUGGUUCUGGAUUUUAUCCGGCAAUCUUUUGUACUCUUCUCUAAGAAAAAGGCAUGGGCUUAGCGUAAGGUA
Molecule: messenger RNA, 2140 nt
Organism: Lolium rigidum
Lineage: Eukaryota; Viridiplantae; Streptophyta; Magnoliopsida; Poales; Poaceae
Product: protein WHAT'S THIS FACTOR 1, chloroplastic
Exons: 5
Coding region: 1-1266 (421 amino acids)
Molecular function (GO): RNA binding
Source: RefSeq, a predicted model, not a curated record